Staurois parvus is the source of this 299-nucleotide messenger RNA. The record is from the annotation of a GenBank genome assembly. NCBI's taxonomy places the organism in Eukaryota, Metazoa, Chordata, Amphibia, Anura, Ranidae.
CCAGGACCCUGCAUUCACUAUAUUUGGUCUCCCACAGUACACAGAACAUGGAAAUGCAAUUAUUUUAGUAAAUAUAAACUGAUAAAUGCCUUUUCUCAUCAGCAGUUAGAGCAGUCUUGUGACUUCUAUCAGUGUUCAGCUGAGCACAUGUUAAAGCUUGUAGAAGGAGUUUUCUUUCUCCUCUAGGAGGAUGCAGAACCCCUGACCUCUGCCUGGACAGUGCUGAUUGGCCCUGAGCUGAUCACAUGCACUCUUCUAAGAAAAAAAAUCUCUUUAGCAAUGCACACCAAACUGAGCAU